Molecule: messenger RNA, 1397 nt
Organism: Contarinia nasturtii (swede midge)
Lineage: Eukaryota; Metazoa; Arthropoda; Insecta; Diptera; Cecidomyiidae
Product: dnaJ homolog subfamily B member 14-like
Exons: 7
Coding region: 448-1200 (250 amino acids)
Biological process (GO): cellular response to misfolded protein
Cellular component (GO): endoplasmic reticulum membrane
Molecular function (GO): Hsp70 protein binding
Source: RefSeq, a predicted model, not a curated record
AGCAAAUCUCAGUGUAACUGUCAAAUAAUACACAAACCACAUUUGUUUCACAUUGUUUUCAAAUUGUUGGGCUUGUGACAUUUGUAUUGAUAAGUCUUCGCUGCAUUUCUGGGUAAUGAGUCAUAAACGCUGAUAAUUCUGAUGAAAUCAAGAACAAAAAAAUUCGAAUCAAAGUGGACCCACGCCCUUGCUUGUAUUUAUAUGCAUUUAAGUUUCAAAGCAGAUAUUUAUGUUCAUAUAUGACGUGUUCAUGUAAUAAAUAUGAAAUUAUCUAAUUCUCAGUGACAAUAUUUCAGAAAAUGAAUGUAGACGAGCAAAACGUUGUACGAAUUCUAAGUGCCAGAAAUCAUUAUCAAACAUUGGAUGUUGGCCAGAAUGCCCCUGCCACCACAAUUGAAACAUCUUAUAAAAGGAUCGCAUUACUCGUGCAUACAGUUUUAAUUUUAAAUGUAUUUAGAUAAAAACAAAGCACCUAGAGCCAAGGAGGCGAUGCAGAAAGUCAAUGAAGCAAGGGAGGUUUUAAGUGAUCCAGUAAAACGAAUAGUUUACGAUUACAUUCUCUUCGGGAAUAAUAUUGAAGUUAAUGAUGUGCCUAACCCUGGGCCUAAUCAGCACGAAUUUGCUGAUGAUGAUGAGUCCAACACAUAUGAACCUGAAACUGAUGGUUCCAAAUACGAUUUUCCCAACGAACGCAAUCGUACACGUUGGUGGGAGGGUCAUAUCGGCUUCUACAUUAUGGUUCUUCUUCCCGUGAUUCUAUUGAUCUUGGUACCGUCGGCAAUUUUAAGCUUGGAAGCGUUGUUUACAACACCUCCAGUUUUUAGUUUGACACCAAACUCCAAAUAUGUAAUUCCCAAACGAACCAUGUCACAAAAGAUUCCGUAUUAUGUCACAAAAAAUUUUCAAGCCGAAUUUAAUGUUCAUUAUAAUGGACAUCGGAAAAAUCUGGAAAUAGACGUCAAAAAUGAAUACAAAACGAAAUUGGAGAUUGAUUGCAAUCGAGAAUUAAGGCAGAAGGAAUACUGGCUUGAAAUGGUUAGAAGUUCCAAGGACUUUAAAGAAGCGGAAUCAAUGAAUAAGGUGGCUCAGUCAAUAGAAACACUAUCAUGCCAAAAACUUCAAUCACUAUUCGACAGCUCACAUAAGUCAUCACUCUUUUCGUAUAUUUUCAAGUCUCUCACAAAAUAUCUUUUACCAUAGACAUUUUUUUACGAUUUUUGCAAGCCAAAUACAAAAAUUUUCCUUUUAAGACAGUCUAAAUUAGACGAAAAUAGUAUGUUAAUUAUGAUUAAAUUUAAAAUAAAUUGAUUUAUGAAAAUAGAAGUUAGUUUUUGUCAUGGGGCGAAUCACGCUAGUAAAUACUAGAAAAACUAGUAAAUCUAGUGCGAAUAAUGACG